Messenger RNA from Athalia rosae (coleseed sawfly), 1970 nucleotides. Its product is annotated as synaptic vesicle glycoprotein 2B-like. The record is from RefSeq and is a predicted model, not a curated record. Gene Ontology annotation, biological process: transmembrane transport. The transcript has 11 exons. Lineage: Eukaryota; Metazoa; Arthropoda; Insecta; Hymenoptera; Athaliidae. Gene Ontology annotation, molecular function: transmembrane transporter activity. Gene Ontology annotation, cellular component: membrane. The coding region runs from base 151 to 1908 and encodes 585 amino acids.
ACUGCGCUCCAACUGUGAUAUACAGUACAAGUACCAAGCUCACGGCAAUUAUUGCCCAAGUAUUGCCAGGGAGAGAAGUGCGUGCGUUUGAAUUUCUGCAGAUUCGAAAGUGAUUUUUUAUCUUUCAGUUUUAUUUCGUGUAUCAAUAAUAUGAUGGAGGCGAAAAAACAAUAUGAAAAUCAGCAACUGCAGAAAAGUACCGAAUCGCUCGCAGCGACAGGCAAUGAAUCUGCAAGCUUCGAACAAGCCAUGCUUCAUAUAGGAUAUGGUCGUUAUCAUAUAAUGUUAUUCAUUGCCUCCGCAGUUAGUGUGUUUGCUAUUGGUUUUCAAAAUGGAUUAAGCGCAUAUAUAUUACCUUCUGCAGAAUGUGAAUUCAAAUUAACAACGGCUGAACUAGGCAUUCUUAAUUCGGCAUUUGUCAUAGGAGGUACAACAAGCGCAAUGUUAUGGGGUAUUAUAGCAGACGCUAUUGGUAGAAAAAAAAUUAUUGUAUGGUGUCUGAUGAUCGAUGGUAUAUUCACAUUGAUGUCAUCUCUCUCACAAAAUUUUACAAUAUUCUGUUUUUUUCGAUUCUUUAGCGGAUUCAUAAUCGGUGGACCCGCAUCGAUAAUAGCUUCAUUUCUGGGCGAAUUUCAUUCGGUGAAAAAUAGAGCCGCAGUUAUUUGUGCUUUGGGAAUAUUCUGGACGGUCUCGUGGUUGAUAUUACCUGUUCUUGCGUGGAUCGUCAUUCCCCAAGAUAUGAAUUUCCUUUUAUACGGAUUCAGGUUUAACUCAUGGCGGUUUUUCGUUGGUAUAUUUGGGAUACCUAGCCUGGUAUCAGCGUUUUUAUUAUCGAAAUAUCCGGAGUCACCAAAGUUCCUGCUCUCUACCGGGAAUCACAAAAAAGCAUUGCAAAUUAUGAGGCGGAUGUUUUCGACAAACAAGGCGAAACCACCACACGAAUAUCCAGUGACGUCACUAAUCGAGGAUGGAUUCGUACCCUGCAGAAAGGAAAACAAUUCUGUACAGGCAACGUUUAUCAUAAUGUGGAAACAACUGUGCUGCCUAUUUUCUCCUCCACUUUUGAAGUACACUAUGUUAUGCGCCGUAAUUACGUUUGCUAACAUGUUCGGAUAUUACGGUCUGGGUUUAUGGCUUCCAGAGUUGUUCAAUCAAUUCGAAGCAUUUUAUAAAUCUCAUCCUAAUCAGACCAUCACGGUGUGCGAACUCAUGUACCUAAAGGAAAAUAAUUCAGAUCUCAUGAACGUUGAAAACGUCAAACAGAUCAGAGAUGUGGUAACUAACAUUAGCACCCAGAUUGUGUCAAUUGCAACAAAUAUCACUGCGGCUUCAGAUCUUUCCGUCGGUAGUGCGAUGGAAUCAUGCGAUAAUGCGAUGGAUCCUAAAGUAUUCAUGAUCUCAACAAUAAUAGGAAGCUGUGGUUUGCUGGGAAACAUCGGAUCGACGUACUUGGCGAACUGUUUGGACCACAGAGUUCUACCAGUUGCCACUAUGGUAAUUCCUGGGAUAUGCGGAUUCUUGAUUUACUUUGUGCAAUCAUCAAUGCAGAAUCUGAUUGUUGCUUGCGUUUUUUCAUCGGCAAUAUCAACGGCGUCGACCGUUCUCGGCAGCGUAAUGGUAAAUGUGUUCCCUACAAAUGUAAACACGAUGGCAAUGUGUUCUUCAUUGCUCGCCGGUAGAAUGGGUGCGAUUGUGAGUAAUGUUUUGUUUGGAAUGUUACUUGAAGUUAAUUGCGAAGUUCCUAUUUUCCUAGUUGGGAGCCUCGUUGUACUUGGUGGAAUUCUAGGAAUCCUACUGCCGAAAAGUGUUAUACAAAUGCCCGAAAGGGCUGGAGAAAACCCAUCACCUGAAUCAAGCGAAAAUUUUUCCACGGUUGAAAAUAAAGACAAAUUAAUCUUGGCGAGCUGAUCUCAUGUGGCUUAUAUUUGAUUAAUUAUAAACAUUUACAAUAACAAAUAUUUUUCAUUGCA